AUGGCCGGAGAUGAAGUAUCCACCCGGAAAAGGCUACGCGUCACCACUGGCUGCAAGACAUGUCGUGCUCGUCGAGUGAAAUGCGACGAGAGCCGUCCUAGCUGCAGAAACUGUGCAAAGAAGAACCGUUCAUGUCAUUAUGAAGAUUCACAUAGAUUGGGUGGUUCUAACUCCAAUCCCGUCAAUCAUGCGACCGCUUCGCCUUUGAAUAUCGAACCCAGUCCUGCGCGGCAAUUGGAGGAACUCGAUGAACAAAUUGAUGCAGAUCAUGGCUCCACAAAUCAUUGUGAUAGUGAUAAUCCACCACUUCGUCAAAUUGACACAUCGCACCGGAGCACUGCUCCUACCGGAGAGACCCCAUCUAUUGGCAACGGGCUAAAUAAUAUACACGUACAAAGCCCAUUCUAUCUAUCACCCCCAAACUCUCAUUCACUAUCAGACUUCGCCUCGGUCUUCUACAAAGACCAACUAAAUCCAACCUAUCAAUUCAGCACCAACCACCCAGCCCUCUCCCCAGGCCCAAUCCCCCGCUCACCCUACGAACUACCAACAGGCGAACAAAUCGACCUAAAACCCUCAGAAAUCCUCAUUUUCCGAAACUAUGUCGACACAGUCUCCCUUUGGAUCGACUCCUUCUCUCGAGAUCAGCCCUUCCACUCCAUAGUACCGGUAAUAGCCCUUCGCUGCUAUUCACUAAUGUACUCUUGUCUCGCCUUGUCAGCAAAGCAACUGGCACUCAAAGCGCCUGCUCACGAAUCUCGAGAACGCGAGAACGUCGCUAUUCAUUACCACCAUAAAGCCGUCCAGGCUAUGGGCACUCUACUGUCUGACCCACGGUAUGCGGGUAAUGAUGGGAUCCUGGCCUCGAGCAUUAUUCUCUCUACAUAUGAAAUGCUUGACGUGGCAGGUGAAACCUUCGGCUCGCACCUCAAAGGCGUGGCUUUCUUCCUACAGUCCCGAGGCGUCCACGGCAACGCAGGUGGUCUCAAAGGCGCGGCCUACUGGACCUGGUAUAGACAUGAGAUCUGGGCUGCGCUCCAACUCCGGCGUCGGAUGUUUCUCGGUGCAGAUUAUUGGAAGCCUGAAGUUGUCGAUAGCUUUGAGGGUCUUUCCGUUGAGGAUAUAGCGAAUCGGGCGAUAUUUAUCUUUGGUCAAUGUGUCUCGUUUUGUAAUGAUGGGUCAUUUACAGAGGGUCUCCAGGCUGAUGAAAGGAUCCAGGCGAGGCAAUAUAGAGCAGAGGAGUUGUAUGAGGCUCUGGAAGAUUGGAAGCUGAAAUUGCCGCUUUCUAUGGCCCAUUUCUCCUCUGAGAGAUCCUCAGUGGUGGAGAGUGAGCUGGCGCAUGAUUUUGGAUCUAUAUGGUUUAUUUACCCCCAAAGUGGUAUGUUUGAUGACCUUUUCAGUCUGCAGCAGCUUACAUGUACAGCAAUUGCACAUCAAGUAUACCAUGCCUCGAAGAUCUUGCUCAAUCUGCAUUGUCCAAUUCUUGAAACCCAGCAUGGUCUAGGCCAGCCCCGGUACCUGGCCAAUCAUUGUCGAAUCGAAAGGUCCCGCGAAGAGAUCUUCCUCAUUUCCAAUGCCGGUGUACCGGAUGCUUGGAGCUUGAUAUCCACGCAAUGCCUUUAUAUUGCAGGUCUUGUCACCAAUGGCGUCCUGGAGCGCCGUCGUACACUGGAACUUAUCAUGAAUUGUCAGAAAAGCUCUGGUCGACGGACGAAAAGUCUUGCUGAUGCUUUGAAAGGGCUUUGGGCAUAG
Molecule: messenger RNA, 1752 nt
Organism: Penicillium soppii
Lineage: Eukaryota; Fungi; Ascomycota; Eurotiomycetes; Eurotiales; Aspergillaceae
Product: Zn(II)2Cys6 transcription factor
Exons: 4
Coding region: 1-1752 (583 amino acids)
Biological process (GO): positive regulation of transcription by RNA polymerase II
Cellular component (GO): nucleus
Molecular function (GO): DNA-binding transcription factor activity, RNA polymerase II-specific; transcription cis-regulatory region binding; zinc ion binding
Source: RefSeq, a predicted model, not a curated record